Molecule: messenger RNA, 426 nt
Organism: Prunus armeniaca (apricot)
Lineage: Eukaryota; Viridiplantae; Streptophyta; Magnoliopsida; Rosales; Rosaceae
Source: the annotation of a GenBank genome assembly
AUGUAUGAACUACCAUGGAUAUUAAAAUGGGAAUAUGUUAUUUCGGAAGAUGUUGAUGAAGAAUGGACUUAUAUUCCUAAUCUAGUCCGUAGUAUCUUAAUCAGAUGGUGGGAUAAAUUCACUAGGGAUCACCUGGCUCCCACCAAGAUCGUCCCAGCUCUUAUCCCAUCUCCCGAUUCUACUGCUGCUCAACCUUUGGUCACUUCUUCUAAUUUAAGUGUUUCCCAAAGGCUACAACUGUUGAUAGACCAGCUAGGAUCAUCAUCCUCUAAAGAAGACUUGAAAAAUAAAGUCCUCGAGAUUCUUGAUUUGGACGACAAAUCUAUGGCAUCAGCAUCUGUCACCCAGCCUAAAGAUGAGGUGGACCCCUUUGCUAAUGAAGACAUGCUAGAAAAUUUCCAUCCAGAGCUUUAUUGUGGGCCUUAG